AUGACGACGACCAGAAGAUAUACCCCAAACGGAAGUGAAAAUAUACCAUUCAAGAAACACACGCAGACGAAACCAGAAAACUACAAAGAAAUAGAGUUUAUGAAGGAGGAACACGUGCAAUACGAUUCUUUUACUCAUCCUCCCAUUCCAAUAAAACUGAGGAAGAAAAUCGAGAAAAGAAUUUCAUCUCAAUCGGUAAAAAGCAUUUCUAGCAGCGUGGCUUCAGCUGAAGACGCAGACAAUGAACAAGCUAAACAUGAGUUUUCUCCUCAGCGCGCUUGGGCUGAGUUCAAUGAUACUAUUGUUGACCUUGAUGACACUCAUGUUUAUUUCAAUCAGAAAAAGGAACAUCGUGCUGCCGCCAGUACAACAUUCAGAAAAGCGCUGGAGGAUUUAUGUGGAAGUAAUUUAUAUGAAAUUUGUGAUUAUGAAUCUAGUCCGAUAGAUGAAGCGAAAAUAAUUCCCGUAAUCACUGACGAUAAAUUGGAUAUAAAAGCUUAUGAUGAUAAAAGGCUUUUUCCUACUGAAACCGUUGAUGACAAAAAGAGUUUAUUACGAGUUGUGGAUAACACCAAACAGAGCGGCGAAGAACAAGUUGAAGACGUUGACAACGUCACUAAAGAGGUCGCUAAACGAGGGUGGAAGGUUCUUAAGAGGCAGGUGAACGAAAGCAUAUUAGAACACAACAUUCAAACCCAUAAGCUCAACUGGACCAUGUUGCGACACACGAUCCGGCAGUUGGCAAACCUUGAAGACUCACGCCAGGAUUUGUAUGAACGAUAUGGUGUCGUUCCGACAACGCUGCCAGAUGGCAGUGUCGUCUGCGAGAACCGGAUGUUAAGUGAUCGCGCGCGUGCAAAGAUAUAUAGUCAGUUAGAUGGGGAGAACGUGCAAAAGCGACCGAAUAGUUAUCAACCACCGGCACUACAAACGAGGAAUCAGAUGCAGAAAGAAUAUGAACAACGCCCAUGUAACAAGACGACCGGAGUUUCGAAUAUGACAAAACGGAGGUGUCGUUAUAGCCGAGCAGUUACAGCUACAUGACACAAUUAAAACAAUGCAGAACCCACUUAGAAAUAUUCGUUUGUGUAGAAAGAAAUAUAUCAUUUAACGGCUCGAAAAAGCAUGACAAAAUAACUGAUUACUUUUUGUUUUGCACAAGUUAAUUUAAUUAUAAAUUGGCAUUGUGGUAUAUUUCUUAGUUUCCGAAGCGACAUUGUUAAUGGCACAUACGUUUAUUUAAAUGUCGGUCUAUAAAUACAAUAACGUUAUCUUGAUUCGAUGAAAUCAUCAUAUUUAUGAUAUUUAUGAAAUCUAUCAUGUUAACCCAUAGACGCACUACUUUUAACUGUAAUUAUUUCUAACAUAAACAUACUUUUAAUUACUGCCAUACAUUCUUACAUAGACGUACUACUUAUUACUGUCAUUAAUUAUAACAUAGACGCAUCACUUGUUACUUUCAUUAGUUCUAACACAGACGUACUAUUGAUUACUGACAUUAGUUAUACCAUGGACUCUUU
Messenger RNA from Dreissena polymorpha, 1520 nucleotides. RefSeq lists its product as uncharacterized. Lineage: Eukaryota; Metazoa; Mollusca; Bivalvia; Myida; Dreissenidae. The transcript has a single exon. The coding region runs from base 1 to 1044 and encodes 347 amino acids. The record is from RefSeq and is a predicted model, not a curated record.